Molecule: messenger RNA, 1125 nt
Organism: Sphenostylis stenocarpa
Lineage: Eukaryota; Viridiplantae; Streptophyta; Magnoliopsida; Fabales; Fabaceae
Source: the annotation of a GenBank genome assembly
AUGGCAGUGAGAAUAAACUGCUCCAUUCAAAACACCUUAACUCUCUUUAAUCCUCCCCUUUUUUCCCUCCGUUAUAGAGCUUCUCCCCUGAAGCUGAAACCCCAAUUCCGUUUCGGUCAAAACUUCUCUCGAGAAGUUUUGUUCUGCACCUGCGCCACCACCGAUAUCACUCCCUCAAAUGCCGAACCCUUCGUCAUCACCACCCCUCUCUACUACGUCAAUGCCCCUCCCCACAUGGGUAGCGCUUACACCACCAUCGCCGCCGAUGCCAUUGCUCGCUUCCAGCGGCUAUUGGGAAAGAAAGUUAUAUUUAUUACUGGCACGGAUGAGCACGGGGAGAAAAUUGCAACUGCUGCCUUGGCUCAGGGGUCAACACCUCCUGACCAUUGCAAUCUCAUAUCUCAAUCUUACAAGACGCUUUGGAAAGAUUUAGAUAUUUCUUAUGACAAGUUCAUUAGAACAACUGAUAGCAAGCAUGAAACAAUUGUGAAGGAAUUCUAUUCAAGAGUGCUCGCCAGUGGUGACAUCUAUCGAGCUGAUUAUGACGGACUUUAUUGUGUUAACUGUGAGGAAUAUAAGGAUCAGAAGGAACUGCUUGAUAAUAAUUGUUGUCCAGUGCACCUAAAGCCUUGUGUUUCAAGGAAUGAGGACAAUUACUUCUUUGCACUGUCAAAAUAUCAGAAGGCAUUGGAGGAAACACUGAAUAAAAAUCCGAAUUUUGUGCAGCCAUCAUUCCGAUUAAAUGAGGUUCAUCUCAUCUAUGAGAUAUGGAUAUCGAAUGAACUGCAAAUGGUUCAAAGUUGGAUCAAAAGUGGCUUGAGGGACUUUUCCAUUUCCCGAGCAUCAGUUGAUUGGGGCAUUCCUGUUCCUGAUGACAAGAGCCAGACUAUAUAUGUUUGGUUUGAUGCUUUACUAGGAUAUAUAUCUGCACUAUCUGAUGAUCAAGAGCAACCUGAUUUACUAAAAACUGUUUCUUCAGGUUGGCCAGCUUCAUUGCAUUUGAUUGGUAAGGAUAUUCUACGCUUCCAUGCUGUAUAUUGGCCAGCUAUGCUAAUGUCUGCAGGACUAACCCUUCCUAAAAUGGUAUUUGGCCAUGGAUUUUUGACAAAGUAUUUGUGUCCAUAG